UCAGGAAAAUGGAUGGAUGAAGAUAUGUUUCAGAAAACAGAAACAAUCCUAAAAUGACCUCAAAUUUCUUAUUUUACUUUUAACUACACCCAGAUCAGUACGGUUGUCUUACUCUCCACUGUGAACAUUUUGAUAAAUUAGGCUGUCUUUUAUUUUGAAAAACAAUACUAAAUUCAAGCAAAAACCUAAAAAACAAGUUAUUUCAAUUUCAGAACAGAUUCGUUUUCUAAAACAACUUCACUCAAAAAAUAAAAGGUCUGACGCAGACUAGUGACAUGCAGCUAAUCUGUAAAAUCCACUGUGAUCACCUUGACGACACUCCCUCACAGUCUGCACAGCUGUGGGUCUCUCUGUGAAGUGAGAAGAAACUGACCGAGUCUGAAGCCAAAAGACUAAUCUCUCCAUUAGCUAAAAGGUGGCAUAAGUCAUCAUGGAGAAACAUGUAAUCCUCUCCUUCAUCCAAUUAAGUUGAUCCGGAGUAAUUGUUGGAGUUCCUAUAAAAGCAGGAGCUCAUUAUACCGAGAGAGGCAAACCUCUGCAGUGAGGCGCAGAAAAUAUCGUCCUAGUGUUAGACACAAGUGAAAACUUUUUCACUGCACAGCAUUUUAUUUACUUGAGACCAGCAAAAAAAUGAGGGGAAAUCGUCUUGUGGAGUUUCCAGAUGAAUUUUGGAUCCCCAUCCCUCUGGACACCAACAAUGUCACAGCCCUCAGCCCGUUUCUGGUCCCCCAGGAUCAUUUGGGAAACCCCUCCAUCUUUUAUUCGAUGUCAGCUUUGAUGUUUGUCCUGUUCGUUGCUGGCACGGCCAUCAACCUCCUCACUAUUGCGUGCACUCUUCAGUAUAAGAAGCUGCGGUCUCAUCUGAACUACAUCCUGGUCAACAUGGCGGUGGCGAACUUCAUUGUUGCGUCUACAGGUUCCUCCACCUGCUUCAUCUGCUUUGCCUUCAGAUACAUGGUUCUGGGUCCACUGGGCUGCAAGAUCGAAGGCUUCACUGCAUCUCUUGGAGGAAUGGUGAGCCUCUGGUCUCUUGCUGUGAUUGCAUUUGAGCGAUGGCUGGUUAUCUGCAAGCCAUUUGGAAACUUUGCCUUCAAGUCUGAGCAUGCUCUGUUGUGCUGUGCACUGACGUGGGUCUGUGGACUGUGUGCUUCAGUUCCUCCGCUGGUGGGAUGGAGUAGGUACAUCCCAGAGGGCAUGCAGUGUUCCUGUGGACCAGACUGGUACACAACAGGCAACAAGUUCAACAACGAGUCUUUUGUGAUGUUCCUCUUUUGCUUCUGCUUUGCCGUCCCGUUCUCUGUCAUCGUCUUCUGCUAUUCUCAGCUGCUUUUCACUCUGAAGAUGGCAGCAAAGGCCCAGGCUGACUCCGCCUCCACGCAGAAGGCAGAGAAGGAGGUUACCAGGAUGGUGGUGGUUAUGGUCGUUGCUUUCCUGGUCUGCUAUGUGCCCUAUGCUUCCUUUGCUGUCUGGGUCGUCAACAAUCGCGGGCAGACAUUUGACCUGAGACUGGCGACCAUACCCUCCUGUGUGUCGAAGGCCGCCACUGUCUACAACCCCGUCAUUUAUGUGCUGCUCAACAAGCAGUUCCGCUCGUGCAUGAAGAAGAUGCUGGGGAUGAGUACAAGCGACGAUGAAGAGUCCUCCACCAGUCAGUCCACCACUGAAGUCUCAAAAGUCGGCCCAUCUUAAGCUCCUGUACAUUUUCAAGCAACAAUGUAAAACAAAACAUAGAAAAGAAUAAACUUUUGUGUCAUUCUGACUUCUAUCAACAUAUUCUUUAUACAGUUAUGAGUAUUCAACAAGUGUUUUUUGUGUGUUAUAUUCUAAAAUCAUAUUUUCUUUUUGCUUUACAUCAAGUAUCCAGGUCACUGAAGCCCAUAUCCUGAAGUGCAGCAUGUUUGUUGUUGCACAUCUGGAUUUAGUUUGUUUAUGUGGUUGUAUGCAUGUCAUAACAGAGAAGCAAUUAAAAGGCAGACAGGACAUCUGCACAAACACCUUU
Oryzias melastigma (Indian medaka) is the source of this 1999-nucleotide messenger RNA. RefSeq names its product opsin 1 (cone pigments), short-wave-sensitive 2. Gene Ontology annotation, biological process: visual perception; phototransduction; G protein-coupled receptor signaling pathway. Gene Ontology annotation, cellular component: membrane; photoreceptor outer segment. NCBI's taxonomy places the organism in Eukaryota, Metazoa, Chordata, Actinopteri, Beloniformes, Adrianichthyidae. The coding region runs from base 631 to 1689 and encodes 352 amino acids. Gene Ontology annotation, molecular function: G protein-coupled receptor activity. The transcript has 5 exons. The record is from RefSeq and is a predicted model, not a curated record.